This is a messenger RNA of Prosopis cineraria, 2343 nucleotides long. RefSeq names its product receptor-like protein 43. NCBI's taxonomy places the organism in Eukaryota, Viridiplantae, Streptophyta, Magnoliopsida, Fabales, Fabaceae. The transcript is spliced from 5 exons. Gene Ontology annotation, molecular function: protein binding. The record is from RefSeq and is a predicted model, not a curated record. The coding region runs from base 1 to 2343 and encodes 780 amino acids.
AUGGGAAAACCUCCUUCCUUUGUUUUCCUGAUCUUCUCACUCCAUUGCUUCAUAUCCUCCUUAGCUUUGAUUGAUACAAACAUCACUACAGAUAAAUCUGCACUUCUUGGCCUUAAAUCUUUUAUCACUUUAGAUCCAUAUGAUUCCUUAUCUACUUGGUCUCUCUCUUCUUCCCCAUGCAAUUGGGUUGGUGUCACUUGCAAUACUCGCCAUGGAAGGGUCCGUUCCUUGAAUCUUGGUGGCACAGAUCUUAAAGGCACCAUAUCUCCACAACUGGGAAAUCUCUCAUUUCUUGUUGAACUUGAUCUCAGUAGCAACAAUUUUUAUGGUCAAAUACCAACAGAGUUAGUUCAACUGCGAAGAUUGAAACUAUUGAACUUGAGCUACAAUGACUUUCAAGGACGAGUUCCAAUAUGGAUAGGAGAUUUAUCUACACUAGAGCACUUAAAUCUUCAAAAUAACAGCUUUGAUGGAUCCAUUCCUAUUGAGGUAGGAAGACUUGAGCGUUUGAAAAUUUUACGACUUUCGAGAAACAAACUUUCAGGAAUCAUUCCUCAAACAAUUACCAACUUAUCUUCACUUGAGUUAUUACAUUUGUCUUAUAACACUUUGUCAGGAGGCAUACCAAAUGAGAUUGGUGAUCUUCCACGACUACAGAUAAUAUAUCUUGGAGAUAAUCAACUUGCUGGUUCUAUACCAAUCUCAUUAUUUAACAUAUCACUGCUACAAGAAGUUGAUCUUGCAAUAAAUAAUUUAUCUGGGAGUCUCCCAACAAAUGUGUGUUUUGGACUUCCAAAACUUGAAAUAUUCUAUGUCAAUGGAAAUGAUUUGUCUGGAAAAAUACCUUCCGUUUGGCAUCAAUGCAAGGAAUUGGUAGAGUUACAAUUAGGUGAUAAUAUGUUCAAACAAGGAAUCAUUCCAAGUGAUAUUGGAAAUUUGACAAGCCUCCAAUUCUUGUGUCUUGACAAUAACAAUUUGCAAGGAGAGCUCCCUUCUUCAAUUUGCAAUGCCAGUUCACUUGAAAUUCUCAACCUAUCCCACAACAAUUUCAGUGGCCCAAUUCCACAUUGCAUUGGGAGCUGUAGCCCUGCACUUUAUGUGUUGGAUUUGCAAAGUAAUAGCUUUUAUGGCACCAUACCAAAGUCAUUUGAGUUGGGAAACAAGUUGAGGACCCUAAAUCUUAAUGACAAUCUUCUGUAUGGGUCGUUACCUCAAUCUUUGGUCCAUUGCAAAAAAUUAGAAGUCUUAGACAUUGGUAGAAAUGCCAUUCAUGGUACAUUUCCCCAUUGGGUUCAAGACCUUAAAGAAUUGAAAGUGCUUGUUCUUAGAGAGAAUAAGUUACAUGGUUUUAUCCCUAAUUUAAAUAGCAAAGCUGACUAUGCCUUUACAAAGUUGAGAGUCUUUGACAUAUCCAACAACAACUUAAGUGGUCCUUUACCUGCAACAUACUUCAAAUCUUUUGAUGCUAUGAAAAAUCAAGAGGGAGAAAUUGGUUUAGAAUACAUGGGUUCCAAUCUAUCUGAUCUCAUUGUCACAUAUCAUGACUCCAUUGAGGUCACCUUGAAAGGAUAUGACAUUUAUAUGGAGAAGAUCUUGACUAUUUUCACAUGCAUUGAUCUAUCUAAUAACAUGUUUGAGGGAGAAAUUUCAAUAUCGAUUGGGCAACUUAGAGCAUUGAAGGGGCUCAAUUUUUCUCAUAAUAGGUUCAUUGGUGUGAUUCCAAACUCGAUAGGAAAUUUGAUAAAUUUGGAGUGGUUGGACUUGUCAUCAAAUAAGCUUAUUGGAAAAAUUCCUACUGAGUUGACUAGUCUCAACUUCCUAUCUAUCUUAAACCUUUCACGAAACAAACUUGAAGGUUGCAUUCCUAGGGGCCAACAGUUUGAGACUUUCACAAGUGAUUCCUUUGAAGGAAACAAACAAUUGCAUGGUUUUCAACUAAUGAUUCCUUGCAUCCCUAAUAGGGAAAGACAACCACCACUACAAAGUUCAAGUUUUGAGGCUAGAUUUGAAUUUGGAUGGAGACCUAUCUUGCUAGGGUAUACAUGUGGAGCCUUACUUGGAUCAACAACGUUUUGGGUUGUGAUAUUUACUGGUAAACCUCAAAGGCUUGCAAAUUUUGUGGAUGAUCCACUUGCAAAGAAAGGGAGGAGAAGGGUGACCCUAUCUCAAGGGGUAGAAUCAGGAGCUUUACCUCCUAACGAGGAUGUCUUGGAGAAGGCUUUAAGGAAUGUUGAUCACCCUACUCAUGUUUGGGGUGCAAGAUUUAGAGUAACCAAGAAGGAGUACUUUGCUAAGGCCCUAAAGAAACCUAAAAGACUAUCACUAUUGGAGAGGUGGAUUUAA